AACACUCUCAUUUGACAAACAUUCCACAAUUACAAUACAAAAUAAUCAAAAGAAGGGGAAGAACACAAAAAUAGAAAGGGCUGGAAGUUUUGGGUUCAUCGUCAUCAACUUGACCUGCAAGUGCCAUCUGACACAUGGAGGUCUGCACGUGAAUUCCACGUCUCAUGGUCGUCGUUUGUAUUCUAGGGAUGGGCUGUUCCGCCUCUAUCCGUCUUCAAUCCUUUUCCAGUCCCCCAAAUUCAAAACCCUCUAGAGAUGAUUCGGAAUUAUACAAUAUUAUAUUAUAUAUUGUAUGAACUGGGUAUUGGGCGUCGCGGAUCCCACUUGUGAUUUUAAUAUUCAAUAGUUUACAUUAAAUAUGUGGAGCUUGCUAUAGACAGCAAAUCCAAAUCCCAGUUUAUGCUCUUCUGGGGUUUGAUCAACUGUCUUCUUUAUCGAUUUCUGGAAACAGUAUAAUGCAUAUAUGUAUGUAUUUGGUGAGAAUGCUAUUAUUGGCAUGUGGGUAUUGGAAAAUGUUGUUUAAUAUUGAAGGGCAUAGGAUUCUGAGCAGACAGUGAGCAGUGAGUGGUGGUGGGUAUGGUCCAUCUUUUAGGCCAGUGAAAGUUGGAUCAAGGAGGCGGCGAUCGAGAAUUAUGGGGGCAAUGGAAUUAAGGCUUUCCCGUGGGCCAACUUGAGCUUUCUAUCUUCUUGCUGGUCACCCUGCUGCUUCAGCUUCAUUUGCACAAGAUUUGAUCUGAUUGUCACUCUGUUUCAGCCUCUGCAAUCUCCUCACAGCCCGGUUGACCAUGUCAUCAUCAAGAGCUACCCAGUCUUCAGGCAAUUCAGGCCGAUCGAAGCACAGUGCUAGAAUAAUAGCUCAGACCACUGUGGACGCAAAGAUCCAUGCAAAUUUUGAGGAGUCAGGUAGUUCGUUUGAUUACUCGAGUUCAGUGCGUGUCACCAGUGGAGGCAGCAGUGAUCAACAACCUAGAUCUGACAAACUCACGACUGCUUAUCUCCAUCAAAUACAGAAAGGCAAGCUGAUUCAACCAUUUGGGUGCUUGUUGGCCCUUGAUGAGAAAACUUUCAAAGUGAUUGCCUAUAGUGAGAAUGCUCCUGAAAUGCUGACAAUGGUCAGUCAUGCGGUUCCAAGUGUUGGAGACCACCCAGUUCUUGGCAUUGGCACUGAUGUGAGAACAAUCUUUACUGGGCCCACGGCAGCAGCUUUGCAAAAGGCUCUGGGUUUUGGGGAAGUUUCCCUUCUGAAUCCCAUUUUAGUCCAUUGUAAAACUUCUGGGAAGCCUUUUUAUGCAAUUCUCCACAGGGUAACCGGAAGCUUGAUCAUUGACUUUGAGCCCGUUAAGCCUUAUGAAGUCCCCAUGACUGCUGCUGGGGCCCUGCAGUCCUACAAGCUUGCAGCUAAAGCAAUUACUCGUCUGCAAUCUUUGCCCAGCGGGAGCAUCGACAGGCUAUGUGAUACUAUGGUUCAGGAGGUAUUUGAACUCACCGGUUAUGACAGGGUGAUGGCUUAUAAAUUUCAUGAUGAUGAUCAUGGGGAGGUUGUGUCUGAGUUAACAAAACCAGACCUCGAGCCUUAUUUGGGACUACAUUAUCCUGCGACAGAUAUCCCUCAGGCUGCACGCUUUUUGUUCAUGAAGAACAAAGUACGUAUGAUUUGUGAUUGUCGUGCGAAACAUGUUAAGGUGCUUCAAGAUGAUAAGCUUCCAUUUGAUCUAACCCUGUGUGGUUCAACCCUCAGGGCACCUCACAGUUGCCAUUUACAGUACAUGGAGAACAUGAAUUCCAUUGCAUCUCUUGUUAUGGCAGUUGUAGUCAAUGAGGGGGAUGAAGAGGGAGAGAAUUCUGAUCCUGCUCGGCCACAAAAGAGAAAAAGGCUUUGGGGUUUAGUGGUUUGCCAUAAUACAACUCCAAGGUUUGUUCCCUUCCCUCUUCGGUAUGCAUGUGAGUUUCUUGCUCAAGUGUUUGCUAUUCAUGUCAACAAGGAGUUAGAAUUGGAAAAUCAGAUUCUUGAGAAGAAUAUCCUGCGUACUCAGACACUCUUGUGUGACAUGCUGAUGCGAGAUGCCCCCCUAGGUAUUGUGUCACAGAGCCCAAACGUAAUGGACCUUGUGAAGUGUGACGGGGCUGCCCUGUUGUACAAAAAUAAGAUAUACAAGCUUGGUGCAACUCCAACUGAUCUCCAGCUGCGUGACAUAGUCUCCUGGCUGUCUGAAUACCACAUGGAUUCCACAGGGUUGAGUACAGAUAGCUUGUAUGAUGCUGGGUUCCCAGGGGCUCUUGCUCUUGGUCAUGUGGUCUGUGGGAUGGCAGCUGUGAGGAUAACUUCCAAUGAUACGCUUUUCUGGUUCAGGUCUCACACUGCUGCAGAAAUUCGAUGGGGUGGUGCAAAACAUGAACCAGGUGAGAAGGAUGAUGGUAGGAAGAUGCAUCCCAGAGCAUCUUUUAAAGCUUUCCUUCAAGUUGUUAAAUCAAGAAGUUUACCUUGGAAGGACUUUGAGAUGGAUGCAAUUCACUCCCUGCAGCUUAUCCUGAGGAAUGCUUUUAAAGAUACUGAAGCCGUGGACACAAACACCAAUGCUAUCAAUACGAGGCUCAAUGAUCUCAAAAUUGAAGGGAUGCAGGAACUGGAAGCAGUGACUAGUGAGAUGGUCCGUCUGAUCGAAACAGCUACUGUGCCCAUCUUGGCAGUUGAUGUAAAUGGGCUGAUUAAUGGGUGGAAUAUGAAAAUUUCGGAGUUAACUGGUCUUCCUGUUGACAAAGCAAUUGGGAGACAUUUGCUCUCACUUGUGGAAGAUUCUUCGGCUGAUGUAGUGAAGAAGAUGUUGCUCUCAGCAUUGCAGGGGAAAGAGGAGCAAAAUAUUCAAUUCGAGAUCAGAACGCAUGGAUCUAGGAGAGACUCUGGUCCCAUCCGCUUGGUCGUGAAUGCUUGUGCAAGCCGGGAUCUACAUGACAAUGUUGUGGGAGUCUGUUUUGUGGCCCAAGAUAUUACCGGCCAGAAGACUGUUAUGGACAAGUUCACCAGAAUCGAAGGUGAUUACAAGGCUAUUGUGCAGAAUCCAAACCCUUUGAUCCCUCCCAUAUUUGGCACAGAUGAAUUUGGCUGGUGUUGCGAGUGGAAUCCAGCCAUGGCAAAAAUAUCCGGGUGGGAUAGGGAAGAGGUUAUCGAUAAAAUGCUUUUGGGUGAGGUCUUUGGGACUCAUAUGGCAUGCUGUCGUCUCAAGAAUCAAGAGGCUUUCGUAAAUCUUGGUAUUGUGCUCAACAAUGCAACGACUGGCCAGGAAUCAGAAAAGAUUUCUUUUGGUUUUUUCACACGGACUGGGAAGUACGUAGACUGCCUCCUAUGUGUGAGCAAAAAAUUGGAUAGAGAAAGUGCGGUCACUGGGGUCUUUUGCUUCUUGCAGCUAGCAAGUCAUGAGUUGCAACAAGCACUUCAUGUUCAACGUUUGACAGAACAAACUGCAUUGAAGAGAUUAAAAGCAUUGGCUUAUAUUAGAAGACAAAUCAGGAAUCCGCUCUCUGGGAUUAUAUUUUCGCGGAAGAUGAUGGAAGGAACAGAUUUGGGAGAAGAACAGAAGCAGCUUCUGCAUACUAGUGCCCAGUGCCAACGUCAGUUGAAUAAAAUUCUUGAUGACACAGAUCUUGAUUGCAUUAUUGAUGGGUAUUUGGAUCUUGAAAUGGUCGAGUUUACUCUGCAUGAAGUUUUGGUUGCCUCCAUAAGUCAAGUGAUGUUGAAGUCCAGUGGAAAGGGUAUUCGAAUAGUUAAUCAUUUGCCUGAGGAGAUCAUGUCUGAAACCCUAUAUGGUGAUAGUCUAAGGCUGCAGCAGGUCCUGGCUGAUUUUCUGUUAAUAUCAGUAAAUUUUACACCAAAUGGUGGACAACUAGGUGUCACUGCUAGUUUGACCAAAGAUAGCUUGGGAGAAUCUGUUCAGCUUGCACAUUUGGAAUUCAGGAUAACACAUGCUGGAGGGGGUGUUCCAGAAGAAUUAUUGAGCCAGAUGUUUGGUGGUGAAGCUGAUGCAUCCGAGGAGGGCAUCAGCCUGCUCAUCAGCAGAAAACUGGUGAAGCUCAUGAAUGGAGAUGUUCGGUAUCUCAGGGAAGCAGGGAAGUCGACCUUUAUCAUGACUGUUGAGCUUGCUGCUGCCAAUAAGCAUCCUGUGUGAGCAUUCUCAGGGGAAUGUGGUUCACAAUCUGUUCUAACAGUCAAAGAGGACGAGCAAUUGUGCGUUUCGGUACCAUGCUUUACUGGAGUCAUUUUUUUCCUUCCUUCUUACUCAUUUACGUUGUUUUCUGUCGUCAAUUGUACAUAUAUGGAUUUGUUCCACGGUUUGAUGAACUUGGCAUCGACAACUUCCUUAUCACAUAUUUUCGAGUGACAUUUCCAUAGAUUUCACAUGCUGCACUCUUCCUUGUUUCAA
Diospyros lotus (date-plum) is the source of this 4415-nucleotide messenger RNA. Its product is annotated as phytochrome A1-like. Gene Ontology annotation, biological process: regulation of DNA-templated transcription; detection of visible light; protein-tetrapyrrole linkage. Gene Ontology annotation, cellular component: nucleus. Lineage: Eukaryota; Viridiplantae; Streptophyta; Magnoliopsida; Ericales; Ebenaceae. Bases 786 to 4160 code for a protein of 1124 amino acids. The transcript is spliced from 5 exons. The record is from RefSeq and is a predicted model, not a curated record. Gene Ontology annotation, molecular function: photoreceptor activity; protein homodimerization activity; phosphorelay sensor kinase activity.